UUGAAAAAUCAUAAUUAAAGCAAGAAAACUCCAUUUUUCGUAAUUUCAAUAGGAAAUUCGAAACUGUUGUUUUCGACUCUAAAUAACUCCUUUCUUAAUCCAUUCAUCGAUUGACAUCCAUUCAUUCACCAAAAACACUUCACUCUCUACUCAAACACUGCAAAUCUCCAAUGUCAAAAUCUUCACUCUUCUUCUGUACAUUACUGUUAAUAGUAAUUGUAUUUGCUUUAGCAGAUGCUGAAUUACUGAGAAAAACAUUUAUAAUUCGCGUUGAACGCGAUGCAAAGCCGUCCAUUUUCCCUACCCAUAAGCACUGGUAUGAAUCAACUCUUAGAUCCCUCUCCCCUACUGCAAUUCACGACAACUCCUCGGAUUCUGCUGAUGUAAGCACCGUAAUUCAUACUUACGAUACUGUUUUCCAUGGGUUUUCUGCUAAGCUCUCUACUUCGGAAGCUCAAAGGCUGGAAACUCUAUCUGGGAUAGUAGCUCUCAUUCCUGAGCAAGUGAGGCACUUGCAUACCACGCGCUCCCCGGAAUUUCUUGGAUUAAAGACCAGUGACAGUGCUGGCCUGUUGAAGGACUCGGAUUUUGGGUCGGAUCUUGUNCAGCCCGCUCCGCUUGUGGCCUCGUUCUCGGCUAGAGGGCCUAAUCCUGAGACACCGGAGAUUUUAAAACCGGAUGUUAUUGCUCCAGGAUUGAAUAUACUAGCAGGCUGGCCGGAUGGUGUUGGACCUAGUGGAAUUCCAUCAGAUAAGCGAAGAACGGAGUUCAAUAUAUUGUCGGGGACAUCAAUGGCCUGCCCUCAUGUUUCUGGGCUUGCUGCAUUGUUGAAGGCUGCUCAUCCUGAAUGGAGCCCCGCGGCAAUUAGGUCUGCUUUGAUGACAACAGCUUACACAGUAGAUAAUCGUGGUGAAACAAUGUUGGAUGAAUCGACGGGGAAUUCAUCGACCGUGAUGGAUUAUGGAGCAGGUCAUGUGCAUCCUCAAAAGGCUAUGGAUCCAGGAUUGAUUUACGAUUUGAGUUCUUAUGAUUAUGUGGAUUUUCUUUGUAACUCGAAUUAUACGACCAAGAAUGUACAACUUGUCACUCGGAAGUAUAAGGAUUGCAGCGGAGCGAAAAGGGCUGGCCACAUCGGGAAUCUGAAUUACCCUUCACUCUCAGCUGUAUUCCAACAAUAUGGAAAGAAGAAUAAGACGUCGACUCAUUUCAUUAGGACAGUCACUAACGUUGGAGAAUCAAAUUCUGUGUAUGAAGUGACAAUUAAUCCACCCAAGGGAGUGGUGGUGACUGUGCAGCCGGAGAGGCUUGCAUUUAGGAGGGUGGGGCAAAAACUGAACUUUCUAGUGAGGGUACAAGUCCGGAAAGAGAAACUCUCCGCUGGGAAUUCAGUACUGAAGAGUGGCUCUAUAGUAUGGUCAGAUGGGAAGCAUGACGUUAUAAGUCCAGUAGUCGUGACAAUCCAGCAGCCCCUGUAGGGUGAGGGAGCAACUUUUCCGGAGUGGAGACUUGGCCGAGUAAUAUCUUGAUACUUGGUAAUGCCCGUGUUUAAUCAACUUAUCUUAUAUAUUAAGGAGUGUGAAUGCUUGGCACUUUCUUCUACUUGAGGGUUGAUAAGUGAAGGAUAAUGUGGUGUUGGUGUAAGCAGACUCGUGUCUAUAAAAUGUUCUCUAAUCUUUGAAGUUUUUACAAUCAUAAUUGCUUUAUCUUAAUUUGAA
Messenger RNA from Olea europaea var. sylvestris, 1715 nucleotides. RefSeq names its product subtilisin-like protease SBT1.5. The transcript has a single exon. Gene Ontology annotation, molecular function: serine-type endopeptidase activity. The record is from RefSeq and is a predicted model, not a curated record. Bases 171 to 1475 code for a protein of 434 amino acids. NCBI's taxonomy places the organism in Eukaryota, Viridiplantae, Streptophyta, Magnoliopsida, Lamiales, Oleaceae. Gene Ontology annotation, biological process: proteolysis.